This is a messenger RNA of Eufriesea mexicana, 2598 nucleotides long. RefSeq names its product regulator of MON1-CCZ1 complex protein bulli (gene Bulli). Gene Ontology annotation, biological process: regulation of autophagy. The transcript is spliced from 11 exons. Gene Ontology annotation, cellular component: lysosomal membrane; Mon1-Ccz1 complex; late endosome membrane. Gene Ontology annotation, molecular function: protein binding. NCBI's taxonomy places the organism in Eukaryota, Metazoa, Arthropoda, Insecta, Hymenoptera, Apidae. The record is from RefSeq and is a predicted model, not a curated record. The coding region runs from base 1 to 2016 and encodes 671 amino acids.
AUGGAAGUUGCUGUACAAGAUGUUCAUGAUGAUUAUUAUUUAGAACUGUCUUCUGAUCCAAUUAAAUUUGAAUCAGUUAGUUGUGUGACGAACGUUUUUUUCGAUGAUUCAAAGCAACAGAUAUUUGCAGUUCGAUCGGGAGGUGUAACAGGUGUAUUAGUUAAAGGACCAAGUCAGAAUAUAAGUUUCCGAAUGGAAGAUAAAGGUCCAGUGAUUUCCAUUAAAUUUUCUCCCGAUAUGAAUAUACUGGCAGUACAACAUAACUAUUCUUCAGUUGAAUUUAUAAACUAUUCACCAAUUAUUGGACUAGAUAAUAUAGAAUAUUCGCAAUCAUGCAAAGGAAAAAAUGCUGCUAUAUUGGGAUUUGUUUGGACACAUGGAAAUGAAAUAUUACUUGUUACUGAUUAUGGAGUUGAAUUGUUUCAAGUAAAUCCAGAUAAACGAAAUGUCAGAAUUUUGAAAUGUCUGAGUUUAGGUGUUAAUUGGUUUGUAUUUUGUCCGCAAAGUCAUUUAGUACUACUAUCAUCAGGUACAAUAGGAAAUCAAAUGCAGACAUUGCAUGUAACACCUGGAAAUUUACAUAAGUUAACAAAAUUUGAAGUGGAAGCUGGUAUGACAAAACCAGGAAAAUUGGCUAUUUAUGAGAGAGAUGUAGCAUUGGCAGUUUUAUAUGACAUUCCGUGUAUUAUUUUACUACGUCAUCAACCGGGUACUAAUCGUUCUAAUGGGUCUGCUUCUGUAUAUGUAUAUACUGUGCACAAUAGAAUGACAACUAUCAAAAGGAGUCAUAUCUUGAAGCUUGAUGUCAAUGGUAAAUUUGCGAUUAAUGUUGUAGAUAAUCUUAUUAUAGUUCACCACCAAACUACAAAAACUUCUAUGAUUUUUGAUGUUAUGCUACCUGGUGUGAGCGACGGUACUGUUAUGCAUCAUACUAGUGUAGUACCGGCAAAACCGAUCAAACCGUAUAAUUUAAAAGUUCCAGGAGCAACCUUGUCGAGCGAAACGUAUCAGCCAUGCCAACUAUAUUCGCCAAAUUGGGUUGUUUUUCAGCCAAAUAUAAUAAUUGAUGUUAAACUAGGUUGUCUCUGGUACAUUGAAUUAAAAUUGAAAUCUUUGAUAAAGCUCAUUACGGACAAAGUGCUAUUAGUCAAAUUUUUAAUGCAAAGAACAAAUGCAAAAUAUAUUUUGAUACAAGUGUUACAAAAUUUUAUGAUGCAGUUGCCUAUUAGUUUAAUGGACAUGCCAAUUAUAUUUGACAAACUGAAUUCUGUGUACAGGAAUUACCUUGAAGAUGAAAUACAAAAUCAGAUGGGAACACCAUUGCAAAAUAAUAUGAAAAAUCUAAACAUGACAAUAGAAAAUUACAAGUAUAAGUUAUUACUUGAUCAAAGUGAUAUGUAUAGUUAUAUAUUGUCAAAAUUUCCUGAAAACACCAUUGAACCGAAAAUGAUUGUAUGGGUUCUUCUAGAAUAUAUCAGAUCAUUAGCGGAACACGAUAUCCCUGUGCAGCAUUACUUACACGAAUUAAUUAUUACAACAUUAGUUCAACGUAAAGCCUAUUACCAACUUCAUCAAUUACUACAGUAUCAUGUAGUUGCCGAUUCAAAACCUCUGGCGUGUUUAUUGCUCUCUUUAGAGAAUCUAUAUCCAGCUGCUCAUCAACUUGCCUUGGAUAUGUUGAAACGAUUAGGAAAUGCUCAUGAAGAAAUAAUCGAGGUUCUUCUGUCGAAGGGAUACAUUCUACCAGCGUUACGUUAUGUUCGAUCAGUUGGAAUGGUGGAUCAAGUGUCGGACAGAAAAUUUCUUGAAGCGGCAAAAGCAACCGAGGAUGCAACACUCUUUUAUUCAGUUUUUAAGUUCUUUAAACAGCGUAAUUUGUAUUUAUAUAAUGCUACAGUUUUUACAAAAGGAGAACGUUAUCAGCCUUACAUUCAACAUUACAAGUAUUUAUUCGAAGGAACAGAUAAUGGUUGUAAUUCGGACACAAAUUCCAAUGUCACGACGAUUUCUUCGUGAGCUUCUCUUCCCUUCUCUGUUUGUUGAGCAAUAAUGCAAUUUGAGUCUAUCGUAACAUGAAACAACACUGAAUAUAUUUAAAAUUCACAAUAUCUUACAAUCAGAAUAUUAUUUUAAAAUUUAUUUCACCUUCUAUAUUCCCAUUUGUAAAAUAAGUUCACAUAACUGUGCGCGCUUGCUAGCUCGCUCUUUACACACACACACACACACACACACACGCGCGCGCGCGCUAUUCAAUCCUUUCACCUACGAUAACGUUUGAGACUCGCGGUAAUGAAAUCGGGCCAAAUAUGAAUAUCACGGGUAAGAGUCAUGGUUUGCAAACAGAGCCCAAUGUAAACAACACGGGUCAAACUUGUGGUUAAUUUUCACCAAUAUUUCUGUCUCAAUUACAUAUUAUUCUUCACCGCUUUCUCACGAAAUGGCUCGAUGUGUGACCAAUUUUGCCGUUGACUAUGGCACGCGCCAUCGCAACUUAAAUCGUAGUGCAAAGGGUUAAUUAUAUUUUGAAAUAUAAAUAUCUGUAAUAUUUUGUAGCAUUUUGUGCAAUUAAUACAGUCUGUUUAAAAAUUAUAUGUAUAA